AUGUGUACUGAUUCAACCAAUGGUUCAACAUUUCAAAGCACAACCAACAGAAACCUAGACAAGAAGAUAACUUCAUUGGGGAUCAAGCUAUCAAAAGAGAAACAGGAUUCAUUCAAAGAAUUUAUAAAAAUAAAACUUCAAACUGGUAAACCAAAUUUUGACUUAGGAAAUGUAGGCUUGAAGCAAUGGGAGUUCUUGUUUGAAGACUGGAAGAAAAGCACAGGCCAAACAACUUUGGAGACUCAACCGCCAAAGGGAGAGGAAAAAACAAAUGCAAUGUUUGACACUCCUAAAUUGGAUCAACCAAUAGGAACAGAUGAACACAUGGAAGAGAUUGAAAAUCCAAUAAAAUUCAAAACUGCACCAUUCAUGAAUGUCUCAAAAUUGCUGAAGCAUACUUUGGAUUGGCUCAGGGACAACUUUGAAACAAUACUUUGA
Molecule: messenger RNA, 438 nt
Organism: Puccinia graminis f. sp. tritici CRL 75-36-700-3
Lineage: Eukaryota; Fungi; Basidiomycota; Pucciniomycetes; Pucciniales; Pucciniaceae
Exons: 4
Coding region: 1-438 (145 amino acids)
Source: RefSeq, a predicted model, not a curated record